Messenger RNA from Phyllopteryx taeniolatus (common seadragon), 3393 nucleotides. RefSeq names its product G patch domain containing 2 (gene gpatch2). The record is from RefSeq and is a predicted model, not a curated record. The transcript has 10 exons. NCBI's taxonomy places the organism in Eukaryota, Metazoa, Chordata, Actinopteri, Syngnathiformes, Syngnathidae. Bases 113 to 1546 code for a protein of 477 amino acids. Gene Ontology annotation, molecular function: nucleic acid binding.
AUCGCUGCUUUCAGUGUUCUCUCUCUCGGCUUUUGUGUCAGGAUGGUGCUUGUGAUGUGUAAAUCUCCCUUCGUCAUUUCUUGUUAAAGGUGCUCGGCAUUCGGUGGCUUUAAUGUUCCGCGCGGCUAACCGAAAAAGCAUCGGCAAAGCGGGAAACGGCUGGCACUUUCGCCGGACAAUGGACGAGCUGGUCCAUGAUCUGGUGUCAGCCCUGGAGGAGAGCUCGGAGCAGGCGGCGCGCGGUGGCGACGGCGGAGACCACGCGUUAACCGUGGGCUGCUUGCUAAAGAGACAGGCGAGGAAGCGCAGGGGCAGGAAACGCCGCUCGGACAACCCGCACCCGCCCUGGGAGACGGGCCACCUGAGCGAGGGCUCUGAGUCCAGUGUGGAAGAGCACAAGGACUAUCGUGCGGGCACAGGUGGCGUGUCUGCCUCUAACAGCCACACUCGCGACAACAGCGACUCGGACGAGCAGCUGGGCCCUAAACGCCGCACCCCCCAGACGUCCGACGCGGGCAGGAGCAAACGGCCCCUGUGGCCGGACGACCCGGGCGUCCUGGGGUCCGCCGAGGGAACACGCAGCCUCAGGCGACGGCGCAAGUUCAAGCGCAUGGCCGUGGACCCCCCCGCCGAGCCGGAGCCCCCUUCCACCAUGAUGCUGGCCCCCCCGUCUGUCCCCAAGCCUCGCGCGGCUGGCACCAGACCCCACCGGCUGAGCCCGAGUGAGGGCCGGGUCGCCAUGGAGAUUUGCGGGGACGGCCUGCCGGCGGUGGGAGUAAAGAACAGGAUGAAGAAGAGGAAGCUGGCCCUCCAAAAGGUGGGGGCGGAUGCUGCCGACGAAGGCGUGGUGGUGGAGAGCGAGGAGCCCAUCUCGUCUCUGGUGGAAGGAUGCAAGGACAAGAUGGAGCUGGAGGAGCAGAAGGGCUCGGAUGAGGAGAUGAGUGACAGGUGUGAAACCAGCAGUGUGAGUAACAGCAGCGAUGGAGGGCUCUACACCAACGAUGAAGGCAGGCAAGGUGACGACGAGCAGAGCGACUGGUUCUGCGAGGGCGAACCUGGGUCUGGCACUGGGGGCGCGUGCGGAGUGGCGGGUGUCAUCCCCUGGUGGGAGAGAGACGCGGGUGCCGAGGAGCUGGACCUGAACGACCCAGUCUUCAACAACAUCCUCACGGGCUCCUUCCCACUCAUGACCCCCGACACCAGGAGAGGGUUGCAGGCCCGGCUAAACCGUCUCCACGGACACCCGAGGCGCUGUGACGAUGGGCUGCAGGGCGGCAGCGGUCAGGGCUUUGGCGACGGCCACGACAUCACUCUCAAUAGGCCGUGGUUCAGCUCAAGCUCAGGGAGAGAACAUGGACAGUUGCACUGGGACACUCGGACAGAACGAGGCCAUCGCAGGAGCUGCUCGGUAAAAACAGCUAACAGACAGACGAGCGGGCACCUGGGCUCUUUGUGCAUGGGGGACGUCAAGCGGAGGCGGAAGGCAGCCCCCCUCGGUUCCAUGGCGCCCUCAGGGUUGUGGGUGAGCUGGAGCCUAUCCCCCUGACUUUGAGCGAGGGUACACCCUGGUCAGAAGCCAAUUGCAGGGCACAUAAAGUCCAACAACCUUUCACAUCAAAGGACAGUUUAGUCUUUAAUGAACCUAACAUGUUGUUUUGGAAUGUGGGAGGAAGCCUAAACAUGCAGACUCCACACUGGAAUAUGCAGGAGCUCGGAUUUGAACCCCUAACCUUGACCAUGUUUACCAUUAGGCAACCGUGAUGCCUUAAUUAAUAGGCUUAUGAGUAAAUUUUUUAGUUGAAGUAAUUUCUAUGGAAUCAAAGGCCUUUAUUAUGUAACAACAAACAAUUAGUGCAAUUACUGCACUUCUGCAGUUCACUGUGCCCUCAUAAACAGUUUAAAAUAAAAAUAUAAUCUUCAAAUGGUAUUCUCAGUAACACGUGGAAAAAUAUAUACCAUUGUUAAACUAGGUGCAAAAGUGAAAUUUAGCAACAUAUUCUCCAUCUCUUCUCUACGUACUCCUUUUUACGUUGGUGCCCCUGGUGUUCAGUCUGACGUUCGGGUAAAACCAAGGCCUUCAGAACAAGAUAAACUUUUGUUCCUAAAACCUCUGAAACAGUUUAUGUAUUUGCAGUUUUACCAGUUCAAUGGUAAGAAUGCUUGAAUUUUACUUGAAUCACUUUGUUAUUGUACUUAUUUAAAUUCUUUGCACUUUAUUGCAUUCUUUGAAAACUAGUUGCAGAUAUUUUGGUGUUUAUCCACUGGAUAUUUGUUUUUAUUUAUUUAUUUGUUUAUUUGUAUUCAUUUUGUUUUCUAUUUCAAAUGUGUUUGACAGAUAAAUGGUAAAAUUAUUAAGAUAAAAUUGCCAUUUACUUCAUGUAAUUUUAAGGAAAAAAAAUAUAAUCCACUUGUCAGUUUUGCAGGGGACAAAUACCUUGGUGGGUUCUGCACUCUUUUUUUUGUAUAGUUUAUAGUCUUAUAUCCUCUCGUUUUCUCUCAUCCAUUGAUAUGCCUCCCUCCGUGUUUGGAAAAGGAUCAGUUCAGAGACGGGCAAUUAUUAGCGCUCCUGACACGCCGUUAAACCCUGAUCGCAAUUCCUAACCCGGUUUCCGCUUUAAGCUCCGCCGGACCAGACUCGGCUGUCAGUCGCAGAGAUGCCGCUGCUGACGGGCAAGCUCAUCACCUGCUCUGGCCCACAUUUCAAAGCUAUACAGUGCGAGAGCAGGUGGCUGGCAAAUGCGAAAGGUUUUGGCUCGGACCCGCCCGGAACUUGGCCCUCGAGUGUGUAAACGAGAGGACGGCUUAACCCGGCGCUGCGUGCAAAUAAAGCGAAGAUUAAAAGGCGUAAUGAGUGGCACUCUUGUGGCUGAACUUCUCGGAAGAGAUGGAACAAGAUGACCACAAUCUGUUCAGGACAAAUGCACUUUCCCCUUACUGUGCGUCACAAUGUUUGUACGACACGACUGGAGUGUGAUGUGCUUAAUUGUCGAUGACAACUAAAUUAAUACACUCACCAGCCACAACAUCCGAACGAAUGCGCAUCAAAUGAGUUCAAGGUUGAAUGUCUAGUGUUAGUGUACACAGUGAAAUGAAAUUGGGUUUCAAUGUAGCUUCACUUUCAAAUGGUCUUUUAUAGCGGACAGUAACUUGUAAUUCAUUUACGGCGCUGUUAAGUUAAUGAAUCGAUUACAUUCUAACGGUAGAGUAAUAAUUAACUGUCACGUUGUCUUCCCACCCUUCCUCUUUGUUUCAGCGGUGGUGGGCGAGAACGUGCCGCCCAUUCCCGACAGCAACGUUGGCAACCGCAUGUUGCAGAGCAUGGGCUGGACCCCAGGCGUCGGCCUGGGUCCCGAGGGGCGGGGCAUCACGGAGCCCAUCCGGGCCCUACAGAGA